AUGGAUCCGGAUGCAGUCAAAUCCACUCUCCAAAACCUAGCCUUUGGAAAUGUAAUGGCCGCCGCUGCCCGCAAUUACCAGAAGGAAUUGCUCGCCGGGGAGAAAGCCCCCGCCACCAGCUCCGCCGACCAGGAGGUCGACCUUGACGAGCUCAUGGAUGAUCCUGAGCUGGAAAUAUUGCACGCGGAUCGCAUCGCAGCGCUAAAGAGAGAAGCUGAGAAGAGGGAAGCGUUGAAGAGGCAAGGGCAUGGAGAGUAUAGGGAAAUUACUGAGGGGGAUUUCUUGGGGGAAGUUACCGGGAGUGAAAACACCAUCUGCCACUUUUACCAUAGAGAGUUUUAUAGAUGCAAGAUAAUGGAUAAGCAUUUGAAGACUCUUGCUUUAAAGCAUGUUGAUACCAAGUUUAUCAAGCUGGAUGCUGAGAAUGCACCUUUCUUCGUCACCAAGCUAGGAGUCAAAACUCUGCCUUGUGUCGUAAUAUUCAGAAAAGGAGUUGCUGUGGAUAGGCUGAUUGGAUUCAUUGAUAUGGGUGGAAAAGAUGAUUUCAGCACAAGGGCACUUGAGGUUGUCCUAACCAAGAAAGGUAUAAUUAGUGAGAAGAAGGAAGAAGAAGACGAACAUGAUGAUUAUCUUGAAGGUGGUCGCAGGACAGUAAGAUCCUCUGUGAAUCAUGAUUCUGAUUCAGACUGA
Molecule: messenger RNA, 690 nt
Organism: Fragaria vesca subsp. vesca
Lineage: Eukaryota; Viridiplantae; Streptophyta; Magnoliopsida; Rosales; Rosaceae
Product: thioredoxin domain-containing protein 9-like
Exons: 7
Coding region: 1-690 (229 amino acids)
Cellular component (GO): cytoplasm
Source: RefSeq, a predicted model, not a curated record